Messenger RNA from Nicotiana attenuata, 480 nucleotides. Its product is annotated as agamous-like MADS-box protein AGL90. The coding region runs from base 1 to 480 and encodes 159 amino acids. The transcript has a single exon. The record is from RefSeq and is a predicted model, not a curated record. Gene Ontology annotation, molecular function: DNA binding; protein dimerization activity. NCBI's taxonomy places the organism in Eukaryota, Viridiplantae, Streptophyta, Magnoliopsida, Solanales, Solanaceae.
AUGGCUAGCAAGAAGCAUAAGAACAGUAGCGAAAUGAGUGAAAGUGAGAAAAAAGCCCUCAUUUUGAAAAGAACAAGAAGUUUGUUUAAGCAAGCAGAAGAGCUCUCGAUUUUAUGUGCUAUACAAAUUGCAAUAAUUGUUUUUAGUCCAUGGGAAACUAGUCCUAUUUAUUGGCCGUCUGAAGCUCAAGCUACAGAGAUAUUCAAGAAUUAUUUGAAGAAACCUGAGGUUGUAAGGAUGAAGAAGUUAAUUAAACUUGAAACCUAUCUCUCAGAUAAAGAGAAGGCCAAGGAAGAAGAUAUUAGAAAAAUGGAGCAAAAGAAUGAGGAAAUGGAAAUGGAGUUCCUGUUGAGUGAACUUGUUAAGGGAAAGAGCAUGACUGAACUUGAUGUUAGACAAACUAAAGGUUUGUUAAAGCUAGUUGCUCUUAAGAAGGCUAAACUUGAGGAAAUGAAGAAACAACUAGCUGAGCAAAACUAG